AGGAACAUAAAAGGAAUCUUUUGUAUGCCAAUUGUUGGGCUAUGGUGGCAGGAAGAUGUUGGCCCGGAAGAGCAUUAUUCCAGAAGAAUACGUUCUUGCACGCAUUGCGGCUGAGAAUUUGGGCAAGCCACGCAUUCGAGACCGCCCACGCAAAGCCCGCUUCAUUGCCAAAAAUGGGGCCUGCAACCUGGCUCACAAGAACAUCCGUGAGCAGGGACGCUUCUUGCAAGACAUCUUCACCACCUUGGUGGACCUGAAAUGGCGCCACACUCUGGUCAUCUUCACCAUGUCCUUCCUGUGCAGCUGGUUGUUUUUCGCCAUGGUAUGGUGGCUGGUGGCUUUUGCCCAUGGAGACAUGGACAAGCCUUGCACCAAUGAAGACAUCAGCAAAUGGAAGCCAUGCAUCACCUGUGUCAGGUCCUUCAUCUCUGCUUUCCUCUUCUCCAUUGAGGUCCAGGUGACCAUUGGUUUUGGUGGAAGGAUGAUGACAGAAGAAUGUCCCAUCGCCAUCAGUGUUUUGAUCCUCCAAAACAUUGUGGGCUUGAUCAUCAAUGCUGUCAUGCUGGGCUGCAUCUUUAUGAAAACUGCCCAGGCACACCGGAGAGCAGAAACCUUGAUCUUCAGCCGGAAUGCAGUCAUUACUGUUCGUAAUGGUCACCUGUGCUUCAUGUUCCGGGUAGGUGACCUGAGGAAAAGCAUGAUAAUUAGUGCCUCAGUACGAAUCCAGGUUGUAAAGAAGACUACUACUCCAGAAGGAGAAGUCAUCCCGAUCCAUCAGCUUGAUGUUCCGGUUGAUAAUCCUCUUGAAAGCAACAAUAUUUUCCUAGUGGCUCCAUUGAUCGUUUGCCAUGUCAUUGAUAAACGGAGUCCUCUCUAUGAUAUCUCCGCCAAUGACCUGGCCAGUCAAGACCUAGAAAUUAUUGUCAUUCUUGAAGGUGUAGUGGAAGCCACUGGAAUCACCACCCAAGCCAGAACAUCCUAUAUAUCAGAAGAGAUCCUCUGGGGCCAUCGCUUUGUGCCCAUCGUAACUGAAGAAGAAGGGACUUAUGCUGUUGACUACUCCAAAUUUGGCAACACAAACAAAGUUGCAGCACCCCGCUGCAGUGCUAAGGAGCUGGAUGAGAAGCCCUCCAUCCUCAUCCAGACCCUGCAGAAAAGUGAGCUGUCCCACCAGAACUCUUUGAGGAAACGUAAUUCCAUGCGAAGGAAUAACUCCAUCCGGAGGAAUAAUUCCAUCAGGAGGAAUAACUCUUCCUUCAUUGUGCCUAAAGUUCAGUUCGUCACACGUGAAGGCAACCAGAACAACUUGGAAACAUGACAGAGCCAAGCACUCAUGUACAGCCAUUCUGCAGAAACAGGGUUUUACCUUUGUUAUAAUAUUAGUAUUAAUUUGGUACAAACUUGUAAUGGAUAUUAAGGGCUAUUUAUUACAUGCAGACACCAGAUCAAACCAGAGACAGGUUGUAGUUGAGUCCAUCUGUCCCUAAGACCCUCUGUCAAUGUAUGGGCCAAUGUUUGCAUCAUUGGAGGUUGAGAUGAUAAGAUAAUCGGUGUUUCUUUGAACUGAUGCAUUUCUUUCACAGAAAAUAUUAGCAUGUUGGGGGAGAACACUAAAUCAAAAGAUGAUGGGCACUUACCCAUUGCACCAUGAGAAAUCUACAUGGAUCAGUUAAAAUGCAAAUUUAGAAAUAAUUACUGCCAUUUAAUAGCGAUACCUGUACAGUACAGUGUAAUGGUUAAAACCAGCAGAGUGGAUUCUAGUCCCUUCUCAGUCACCGAAGCUCACUGGAUGACUUGGGUCUGGUCACUCUCUCCCAGUCCAGCCCCCACUUCACUGGGUUAAAUUACCCUAAUGGGAAAGGAAGGGUCAUUUGCUCAGUCUGCUGUCAAAUGCUAACUAUAGCCAUCUUCAGCAAACUACAGUGAUGAAGCCCACAUGCUAUCAUGCAAAUGCCGCCCUUACAUACUUACAUCCAUAUACCUAAGUCACGUCAUUUGCAUGAUGACAUCAUCGGGGUCUUGACAUCAUUUGCUCCCCACUAGAAACCCUAUGGGCAUCCAUGACUAGAUUGUCUUAAAAAAAAAAAACGUUCACCUGCAGGACUGUACUCUUACAGACCUACAAAUAAAGGACUGUUCUGUAUAAAUAGGGCGUAGAGCAGUCUUUCUCAACCUUGGCAACUUGAAGAUGUGUGGACUUCAACUCCCAGAAUUCUGGGAGUUGAAGUCCACACAUCUUCAAGUUGCCAAGGUUGAGGAACACUGGCAUAGGGUCACCUGAGGCAAAAAUGACAGGCUAGCAAUCUGUGUUGAAAGAGAAGUUUGUGUGGAGGGGCACUUGAAGAAGACUCAUCCAGAGAUGCUGUAGAUUUUCAGAGAGAGGUUCAAGAGGUUUCUUGCUAUACAAGCAGCAUCUGUGUUCAGCUUCAGUAAAUAUUCUGGCUGAAUUCUACCUAGGGGGGGAAAAAGAGAAAGAUCUUCUUGUGACAGAUAAUCAUCACGUCUUGUGUGGGUGACUCUCUGAGAAAUGUUUAGAAUCAUUGGGUCCUGGAAAAGAUGGUGCCAGAUAGACCACUGAAUGUAAUAGUCACUUGUCUCCAGUUUGUUUCUGGGACCAACCCAAAUGCUGACGUUGAUUUUUGAGCAACCUAGAACCAAAAGUAUUGGAAGAAUGCAGAAUGUGGUAUCUGAAAAGGUAGUUUUCUCCCUUCUGAACCUGAUCACUUGUUGAGGUCCAAGGACCUCUUCAGAGAGUGGAAGAUGGGUAAGGAAAGAAUGGAGCUUUUCCUUGGUGACACCCCUCUUGAGGAUUAUUCCUCCCCCAAUAAUUUGUUUCCUACCCAUACCUUUGGAAGAAGGGAAAGACAGCAAGUUACCUCUUUUGUUUACAUGAAUAUUGGGCUGAUUGCCAUUUGAAACUAUUUUUCAUGCUCUCUUUACCUUCUGUUUAAUUCAAAGCUGUUUUAUCUAUUUUCAAGUGAAUGUUGAUUAUGGGGAAUGUGUGCAUGUAUAUCUCUCCGUGUGUGUCUGAGUGUGUCUGUGUGUCUAAAUCUCUAUCUGUAUCUAGAUAUAAUUGUUGAACUGUAUUUCUAAAGACUUAUGUAACCCAUUUUGAAAAUCGUAGAGUCUUAUUAGAAGAAUGGAAUAUUUUAAGUAAGUGUUGUCCAGGGGUAUUUUGUUGAUGAAUAGUGGAUAACCACCCAGAGUCCCCCAUUGGGGGAGAGGGGCGGUAAUAUAAAUCAAAUAAAUAAAUAAAUUACUGAAGCCUGUAACAGCAGGGAUUAGCAGUAACAGUAGCACUAAUAGUAAAAAAACAAACAAAAAGCCCAUUCAAGGAAUCCCCUCAGGAGUGUGGAAAACCAACAGAGCUCUAGACUAGUGACUUUCUCAGCCUCAACAACUUUAAGAUGGAUGGACUUCAACUCCCAGAAUUCCCAGCCAGCAUUUCCCAGCCAGCCAGGUUAAAGUUGCUGAGGUUGAGAAACGCUGAUCUAGAAACUGAAGAGUUGGCUGUACAAGACAGGACCUUUGCACACACCUCUUGGCCCGUCUGAACCACGAUAAGUGCAAGAACACUUUGCUCUGCGGGCAAGAAUGUUCUCCUUUUUCCUUUGACAGAAUUUCUAAAAGGAAUUUCCUUUCAUUAAAUUGAGUGAGAACUAGAAGAGAAAUACAUGAUUUUUUUUUCCUGCCUGGUGUUAGAUUUGCUCCCUCAGCCACAAUAUAUGCCAGCAAUGUGAGAAACAAGCCGAAAGCAGGCAUUUCUCAGGGCAGAGAUGCCUGUGCUGCCAACAAACUGUCAGCUUCAAGGCCACGAAGCAAAGAAUUUGCUGAAAGGUGGGGAGAUAAGGCAGGGGGUUUAAACUGGGUAUUAGAGAGGAACUACACCCCAUGCUGACAGAGAUAAAAACAACCAUUCAAUGGGGCUUCAUUCUAGCAUGCAAUCAAAACAGUUACCUAGCCGUGUCACAUCAUGUGUCUGACAGGCCUCAGCCAAACCCAACUUUGGCAGCCAAAUUAAGCCAUGUGAAAUUGGGGGACUAAGAUUCACUUCUGAAGCCUGGUCCAGGAAACCUAAUCCUAGCCACCAAUGUAAGGUUACUUCAAUCAGUAUGUGCACAGAACUGUGUUUCUUUCAGACUGAGACUACAGUGCGUGUUGCUGAUUUGCCCAUCAUCAUGGAUAACCCCGCACUUUCCCUCUGCCUUCCAUCAAUUUAUUAAAAACACUUGAAUACAGUUCUACUAACUUGAGAAUAAUAGUUUUACUAAAUCCUUGUAGUGUUCAGAAGCUAAGAUGGGGGAAAUAAUAUUUGCUUCACUGUACAGUAAGUUGUGGAUAACUAGUAUCCAAUCCCCACAUGGGUUUAUUUAUCAGCAAAUAAUGCACUUUCAGGAACCAUGCUAAGAAUUUUGACAUAUCUAAAUGUAGGGAGUACUAGCUGUCCAGCUUCACAAAGAAGACUUCUUCAAUAAAGUUUUUCCACUUUC
This is a messenger RNA of Candoia aspera, 4490 nucleotides long. RefSeq names its product potassium inwardly rectifying channel subfamily J member 8 (gene KCNJ8). Gene Ontology annotation, molecular function: ATP-activated inward rectifier potassium channel activity. Bases 56 to 1318 code for a protein of 420 amino acids. The record is from RefSeq and is a predicted model, not a curated record. Gene Ontology annotation, biological process: potassium ion import across plasma membrane; regulation of monoatomic ion transmembrane transport. The transcript is spliced from 2 exons. Gene Ontology annotation, cellular component: plasma membrane. Lineage: Eukaryota; Metazoa; Chordata; Lepidosauria; Squamata; Candoiidae.